Molecule: messenger RNA, 1432 nt
Organism: Oreochromis niloticus (Nile tilapia)
Lineage: Eukaryota; Metazoa; Chordata; Actinopteri; Cichliformes; Cichlidae
Exons: 6
Coding region: 71-1432 (453 amino acids)
Source: RefSeq, a predicted model, not a curated record
GCCAAACCACUGAACAUAAAACAGUCAUGUCAGCCCUUCUGUUUUUCAAUCGAUUUUGAGAUGUGAGUAAAUGGUGUCUACUUUUAUAUUUACUGUCAACUUCAUGCUUCCACGCUGGUCUCCAACCAACAUGUUGCUGACAGGUUUUCGACAUGUGUUCCUCUGUUUCAUCUUCUACAUUUCAGAUGUUAAUGGAGGAGAAACCAGGAUCUGUGCUUUCAAAGGUUCACCAGUCGAUCUGCCCUGCUCAGAUCAACAUCUGACUUCAAGCAGAAAAUGGUUCACUAUAGACUGGGAUGGUUACAAGUAUGUUCAGAGUGAGCUCUCUGUGGAUGGACACCGUGUAAUGUACAACAUGUCUGAAGAGAAAAACCCAACUUUAACCAUCAAUGAUCUAAGAGAGAGUGAUGCAAACACUUACUGCUGUAUGAAGACUACAGACAGUCCAGGACGCUGUUGGUUCAAUAGAAUUACUCUCCAAGUUGUUACAGAGCUGCAGGUAAAGGUGAUUCCUGUCACAGAGGGACAGACAGUAACACUGAUGUGCAGCAGCAGCUGUCCUCUGACUGAAAAGCCUGCAGCCUACAUCUGGUACAAGAACAGAGAGUUUCUCUAUGAGGACUGGUCUCCCUGGUACCAAGAGCUGCUCAGCAGUGAGGAAGCAGUCACAUACUCCUGUGCUGUCAAAGGCUACGAGGAUCUCAGAGCCCCUGAAGUCUCUGUGGAUUCCAUCGCACAGACAUGCUUCAGUGUGACUUAUGCUUAUGGAAACAUUUGUUCUUAUAAACAGACAUCAGUGGAUGAGCCGUGCACCAUCACAUACCCCAGAGAGGUUCAUGUUCAAAGAGUUUCUUCCACCUCAGAGUUUGUAACAUUGACCUGUAACACCAGCUGUAACCUGACUGACCAUCAAACUGUCUACAUGUGGUAUCACAACAAAAGAAACUAUCAUGAGAAUCAACAUUUUUCAACUCAUAACUCUUCAACUGGCACAUUGUCUUGUGCAGUGAAAGACCACAAACAUCUUCAAUCUAAGGAAGUUUGUGUUCAGGAUAAAAACUGCUGGAGAGUGAAUUAUGUCAGCAGGAGAAUCUGUGCUCUGGAAGGAUCUUCAGUCAACAUCACAAGUGAAUACUCACAUCCUGAUAACAUGAAGCCAGAGUUUAAAUGUUGGAGUAAAAAAUGGAGAAAAGAUAAAGUGGAAGUUGAAGAGCUGAUUGAGGCUGCAGGUCGUGUGGAGUAUCAGGACAACAUGAAGAACCAACACAUCCUGACCAUCAACAACCUGAAGAAGAAUGACUCAGGAGGAUACACAUUCAGAUUCCAGAAAGAUCAUGAAGGAUGGACACAGUCUGAUCUGCCUGGAGUCUUUUUGAUUGUCACAGGUAAAUCUAAACUCCUCACUCAGCAGACUUUACUCAUGAAUGUCUGA